Eimeria maxima is the source of this 1143-nucleotide messenger RNA. RefSeq names its product acetyltransferase domain-containing protein, putative. The record is from RefSeq and is a predicted model, not a curated record. Gene Ontology annotation, molecular function: N-acetyltransferase activity. The coding region runs from base 1 to 1143 and encodes 380 amino acids. The transcript has 5 exons. Lineage: Eukaryota; Apicomplexa; Conoidasida; Eucoccidiorida; Eimeriidae.
AUGGCUGCCAACAGCGGGGGAGAACCCUCAUCGGGGCACGAGGAAGCAGAGAGAAACAGCUACGUAGACAAUGGCGAUAUUGCCAGUCCUCACGAAGGCGACCGCAGCAGCAUCAGCAGAUACCAGGCAGAAGAUGCAGAACUUCUGCAGGGCGACGCACGACGCGGAUUCAGCAGCUGUGCCAGCGACCCCCAGCUGUGGCGUUCCGUCAACAGGCAGAAGCAGCAGCAGGAAGGCGAUGGCAAGCAACAACUGCAUCAGCAGCAGUCUGAUUUCGAGGCAAAGUCACGUAUUCGACGGCGAAGCAGCAGCUGCCUUUCCGCCCGACAGGAGGCAGCUACAGCAAGUGUUGUAUUGAGGGAGGCUUGUUCGGGUGAUGCUCCUCUAGUGCGAGACUUAAUGAAGUCUCACCUGCGUUCUUUGAUUCUUCCUGCUGUGUUUUAUUGGCUUUGUAGGCAUGCGCAGGAUUUUGGAAGUUUCUUGAUUAUUUGCUGCUGUUUUGUGCCUCUUGACCGAAUGCUCCUCAGUCUCUGUUGCUUUCUUUUGUUGCUUCUCGUUCGUGUCGUGCUCGAACUGGAGCAGUAUGCCUCAAGGGGCUGCCCAGACCUCGCAGAAUUCGACCGCCAUUAUCUGCAGGCGGAGCUAAACAGAUUCUGGGUGGCAGAGGAACUGCAUCCUGCUGGUUCACAGGCUAGUGGAGAGUAUGAAAUGAAUAGCGAGCAGAUGCGUUGCUUUCUUGUCCUCUACCAAAGUUGCACCAGGAGGAAACAGCCGACCGGUAAUCAAGUUGUCGGCUGCAUCGGCUUUAUCAUUCACCCCUCCAAUCCUCAAGAGGGGCAGCUGGUCCGGCUUGUGGUGUCUCCCGGGUCGCGUGGUGCUGGUGUUGGCUCACGACUGUUAUCCUGCGCUUUGGGUUUUGCCGCGAGCUGUCGAUGCAGUUCUAUUGAAGUUUUUGCAAACUCGCUCAAUGCCAGCAGUGCAAGCUUUUUCAGAAAUAGACAGUUUGAGCUUGUUCAAGUCGUUAGAAGGAAGCUCAUGAGAGGUGAUCUGCUGAGGUGGAGGAUGGCCCUCGACGUUCAAGGCCGGCCAGUAGAGCCAAAGACAGACCCAGCUUCCACUGUCAGUGGUCUACAUUCUGAAUAG